AUGUCUCCCUUCCCGAAGCUCCUAUUGCUGAUACUCACGGUGGCCAUCUCCUCAGCGACGGCCUCCGACGACGAAAGAGUGAGCGAAUUGCUCUCCCUUCAAUCCAGAUCCAAAUCGGGCAUAAUCCACCUCAACGACCAAUCCCUCGCCAGAUUCCUCACCGCCGUCAAAACCCCGCGACCCUAUUCCAUCCUCCUCUUCUUCGACGCCGCGCAGCUCCACGAGAAGCCGGAGCUCCGCCUCACCGAACUCCGCAACGAAUUUUCCAUCGUCGCGUCCUCUUUCAUCACCAACAACCCAUCGUCUAAUUCCAAACUCUUCUUCUGCGAUAUCGAGUUCAAAGAGUCCCAGCUCAGCUUCUCCCAAUUCGGCGUCAACGCCCUCCCUCACAUUCGCCUAAUUGGGCCCAACAUGGGCCUCCAGGAGUCCGAGCCCAUGGAUCAGGGCGACUUCUCCCGACUCGCUGAUUCCAUGGCCGAGUUCGUCGAGGCCAAGACCAAACUCUCCGUGGGCCCCAUCCACCGUCCACCCAUCUUCUCCCGCAACCAGUUGAUCCUCAUCGCCGUCGUCAUCCUCGUCUGGAUCCCAUUUUUCAUCAAGAAGGUUCUCGCGGGACAGACCCUUCUUCACGAUCCUAAGGUCUGGUUGGCCGGUUCCGUCUUCGUUUACUUCUUCAGCGUUUCCGGUGCCAUGCAUAACAUCAUUCGCAAGAUGCCUAUGUUUCUCGUGGACCGCAACGAUCCUUCCAAACUCGUGUUUUUCUACCAGGGUUCUGGGAUGCAGCUUGGUGCAGAGGGUUUUGCCGUGGGGUUUCUUUACACUGUUGUGGGCCUUCUCUUGGCGUUUAUGACCCACGGGCUAGUCAAGAUUAGGAACGUGAGCGUGCAGCGGGUGGUUAUGAUUUUCGCGCUCUUAGUUUCGUUUUUGGCUGUGAAGCAGGUUGUUUACUUGGAUAACUGGAAGACGGGUUACGGGAUUCAUGGGUUUUGGCCCUCUAGCUGGAAUUGA
This is a messenger RNA of Sphenostylis stenocarpa, 1008 nucleotides long. The record is from the annotation of a GenBank genome assembly. NCBI's taxonomy places the organism in Eukaryota, Viridiplantae, Streptophyta, Magnoliopsida, Fabales, Fabaceae.